UUCAUCAGAUCAGUUUGAAAUUUGAAAUCGUCGAAGGCGGAGCGUUGCCACUUUGAGUUGAAACUUAAACGCACGAUAUUUUUUCAAUUUAAUGUCCACUGUUUGUAUUUGUCUCUGACAUUGACACCAAUUUUACGUUGCCAAAUAUUUUAAUCCGAUGAAAUUCAUGUUUUCUUUCCAGCUGAAUUUCACCCGCUUUCACCUAUUUGGUCGUUGUUAGCAGUGUGUCAGUGAACCUCGGUGAUAUGUGACAUAUUCGCCCUUAUAGUUUUUGUUGUUUUUUUUUGAGUUUUUUGACUACGAAGUACGAAAAACAAAAAUUUUAAAGUGCUUGUGUCACCUUUGCAGGGUGAGAUAGAAAAGAUCGAUAAUUAUUGUUGCCAGCUAAGGUAAACGAGUUUCGAGCACGACUUGGCAACUGUGUACCUACAGCUGAUUAACAAAGAAGCAUUCAUUGACUGUGCCCUGACAGGAGUGACAAGAUCAGUUUGCAUUUUUGGAGUGCCUACAAUAAAGACGAAAAAAGACAUAUUUAAUCGGAAAGACCAACACAAGCAUUAUAAUAGUGGCAGAGAGGGAUGGUGUACCUUCUGGCGGAGUGGGGUAUGGGAGAUAGUGAUGUACCUAAUGGCAAGCGCUGUAAUUUUAGUACUGUUAGUCCAUCUGAAAAUGGAAUUAAGUGUUCAAGUGACAGACAACUUCUUAGCACCCCUGGAAAUAAUGAAGUCGAUUUGUUGCCUUUAAGUAAUCAAGUGGGUGGUCAUACAAGAUUGAUGGUCCUAAACCCUAGCACGAUCUGUAAGCCGCUAAACUUUCGAGAACUUGAUUUUUACCAAAACAUCCAAGAUCAAGAAAUAAAAAUGUUCGUUCCAAAAUACAAAGGGGUUAUGCAGGCAACAUUAUGUAGCGGAUCAAAAAUGGAUAAAAGAUAUAGCCCUAGUUUUGUCGAUGAUAAUGCCAAGAAUAAAAAUGAUAGGAAAAGAAAACGUGAGGAGGUAUUGAAAAUGAGAAUUCACCACACGGGUAACCCUAAAGAUGUGAUAAAAAGUAUUUCCCAUUCGGACAAUUCUAACAAGCAGUAUUUUUUAAUGCUCGAAAAUAUUACUUCUCAUUUUGACCACCCAUGUAUACUGGAUUUGAAAAUGGGCACUAGGCAACAUGGUGAUGAUGCGAGCGCAGAAAAGAGAACCAAGCAAAUGGCCAAAUGCGCUGCCAGUACUUCAGCCAGUUUAGGUGUAAGAUUGUGUGGAAUGCAAGUAUACCAAAUAGACACGGACUUCUACUAUAAGAAGGAUAAGUAUUGGGGUAGAGAGCUUAAGGAAGAAGGUUUAAAGAAUGCCCUUUGUCGAUUUUUUGAUAACGGAUCUGGUCUUAGAGUAUUUGUAAUAAAGAAAGUACUAUCAAAACUAGAGCAGCUUAGAACGAUUAUUGAAAAACAGAGCUGUUAUAGGUUCUAUUCCUGUUCCCUUCUUAUAGUAUACGAAGGAACGCCUUAUCCAGCCUCAAUCAACCCGCACUCGGAUACUUCAAACCCCAUAUUUGCAAGCACCUAUAGCGAAGGAACUCAAUCAACCACACAACAUCCAUGUUUUUAUGAUGCUGAUACCAGCAAUUCUUCCACUGACUUUAACUCUAGUUUUAAUUCGGAGUUUGGUUACUCGACUGAUUUCAACUGCAGAGACUGUAACUCUAGAGACUUUGGUAAUUCCGUGGACUUUAAUGGGUUUUCAAGUGAAGAGGUUAGUCAGGAUUCACAUCAUCGAGGUUUUGGGGAAGCAGCCGCUAGGGGAAGUAGAGAGGCAAAAACAAAUUUUGUACCAAUUAGUGAAGAAACUGUAUUUUUAGAUUCUACUCCAAUUUUAAGCAUAACCAAUUCCAGUCCAAGAUCUGUGGACAGUUGGAUGGCAUUUUCGAAUAGCUCAAGUGACGAUUGUUCAUUGAGCAAUGCAAACUCAAGCUCAAAUGACGAGAGUUCCGAUAACGACUCUUCACCCCAAAAAAUAAAAAGGAGUUGCUCAUUAAGGCUAAGUGACUUGGAAAUUGAAGAUAGUACCGAAGAUGAAGAUUUAAUUCCGCAAUUAGCUACCAGAAAUAAUAGCUCGAAAAGGUUGUGCAUAGAAGAGACAUCUACUACUUCACUUGAGAGGCGAACGAAUCUUAGCCCUAACCCCAAAGUAGAUGUACGGAUAAUCGAUUUUGCUCACACUUCGUUUACCGCAAAAAACAACUUUAGCAAUAUCAAAACAAAUAAAGUGCACGAGGGCCCUGACGGUGGAUUUCUUACUGGUCUAGACAGCUUAAGUAGACUUUUAUCUCAAAUUUUGGAAGAAAACCAAUAGAUAAUCACUAUUUUUCGUAAAUAUGAAGUUAAAUCCUCAUUCAGCAAGAGGCAAAUAUUUUUAGAGAGACGUUUAAUUAGAAGCCCAUAUGUGAAUAUUUAGGCUUAUUUUGCUUAAAUUUAAAAACUGUUAAUUUUUUCUUAUAAUGGAAAAUACAGGAAAGACUUAAAAUACUGAUUUAUUACUAAAUAAGGUAUGCUUGACGUACAGGAUGUACUGACUUUGAUUAUUGCAUGUACUGAGUAAAAACAAAGUUAUUGUCAUGAACAGAUUUGUUAGAAAAAAAACGAAUUUGAUUAUGCUAUUUUUUCCGCAUAAAACUGCCAAUUAAUAAGUAUUAUUAUUUGGUAUUAACUAUUAUUAUAUUUAUGUAUAUAGAAAUAUCUUUAAAAGCCUUCAAUUAUGUUAAUAGCCGUUUAAUUUUAUAUCGAAAGGCUCUUUAUUUAUGUUGGAAGUUUUUCUGUAGGCCGGUUUAUGCCUUUUUUUUUAAUCUUAAAUUUUAAAUAUUACCGCUAAUAAUUUUGAUCUUGCUAGUCGCGUAACAACGAUCGGGUACCAAAAAAAUAUUUAAACCGAUUAAAUCAUUUUUAACAUUUAAGAUUAAAUAAAUAUAUCAAUCUGUCGACAUUCUUAUUAAAGAAGAAAAUUCGUUGAAUCUUGAACGUUAAAAACAGGUUAUAAUCUUAUUAUCAUUUCUUCGCCGUUUUUUGCCGUUAAAUCAAGAGGAUUUAGAAUUAGUAAGAUACUAUUUUUCCUCUAUGAAUUGGUAUACAUGGUGUUCUUUAAAGUAAUAGCAAUAUUUAAGGAAAUACUUAUUAGGAAUAUGUAUAUCCUAAAAUUCUUUAACUUAUGAGAUACUGGGUGGUAAAGCUUUAAAAUAAUCGGUUUUCUAAUAAUAAUUGAGGUAAUAUUAUAGAUAUCUUUAGAACAUUUGGAAAAUCUCAUUUCUUUACAUUAAGUUGCAUUUUCUAAUGAAAUUUUUAUUUUCUCUACCAGUGGCGAGUUUGCACAGGUUGCGCAUUAAAUAUUUUUGGAGAAAUACUACGCCACAGCUUGCUCUUAAAAUACAUAUUUUUUAAAUGUUCCUUAAUUCUGGAGUUAAUUUAAUCUUCUCGUUAAUUUUUCUCGAACCCAAGGUUUUCGUUUCAAAAAAAUAAAAAUCGUUUGAAUUCAGUAUCAAUUCCUUAAAAAUCCGAGGCGGUAUGGAAUGUUUGUUCGUUGAUUGAGAGCAAAUAAAGAGAUAACAUUUUUCAUUAAAAUAAUUAAAUUACAAUUGCCUCAUAAUGCAGAUUACUUAUCUUAGUAUUAUUAAUAUUUAGUUAAUGUUUAAUUUACAUUAAUUAAUUAUUUUUAAAAAAGUAUAAAUAUUAGCCACUUUCUCUUAAUAAGCAUGCUUCCGACUGUCUACGCUUGGAAUUACGCACAAAUUCAACAUAUUCUUGGCGUAUUUCAUAUAAUUUAACAGGCUAGGUGCAUGUGAGUAGUUUGCUUUUUUAAAUCUUCUAAAGUAUUAAUGGAACUUUUAUACAUUGGCAUUUUAAGUUUCUACUCUUCUACUCUCAUGAAACGAAAUCUAAAGUGUUAACAUCUUGCUGGUUAUUGAAAUCAUACUUUGAAAAAGUCACUUCGUCUGUGACCAAAACGUGUGACUCAAAAACUGGAGAUACCACUGACAGAAGUUCAUACGCUGUAGAGACUAAUGCCUAUACUUUUUAAUGGGUACUGGCAUGGGUAUAACAAAACUCAGUCAAAAUAUUCAGAGUUUAUUUUAUUUCCUCGUACUUGUCUGAGGAUGUUUUUCCAUUUCUGCAGCACCUCAAUUUCAGGAGUUGAGUAGUUUUCUUAAAACUACCAGUUUCCCUAAGUCGCCGAUAAAUAUUUAAGAAGAUACGGUUAUCUAGUAAGGUUCGUUUGUCCUAUUUGUUCGUCCUAUUUGUAUAAUAUACCAUAUUUCCAAAACAGGAAACAAUCAAAAUAACUUUAACAAACACUUAAGAAUUAAAUAAGUGAAGCACUGUGGUAGUUUCUAAUACCAACAGCGUGUUUUGUAGCAGCACCAGAUUUUGAUUCUUUUGAGCAAAAACCAUGCGUCGAACAAAGAUAAACCGGAAGAUAAAAAAAUGAAUAAACAUUUUAAAAAUAUAUUUUCAUUUGUGGCAUAGUAUUUUUUUCUAAAAAUAAUCAGUGCACAACCCGUACAAACGCCACUGGCGAAAAAAUCAUGUACCUACCUCAGAAAAUAUUAAAAAGUUCAUACAGAUGUAUACAAUAUUAUCUCAAUGCUUAUAAUAAAAUUUAUUUUUUUUAAACUUUCCAUCCUGUAUCUCAAAAGUUAACCACGUUUAGGAUAUACAUUCAUAGGAAGUUUUUUGUUAAAAUUGUAUUUAAGGAACAGCCUGUAGAAGCCGAUAAAGUUUGAACAUUCUGUACAGAAGCUCUGGUUUGAUUAAUUAUUAGCCAUUUUCUCGAAUUUGUUUUUAUUAGAUAUUACUUAAAUGUUAAAAGUUAUCGCAAUAGUUAAGUUUUCUUCUAAUUGUACUGCCUAAAAGAUGAUACUGCUUGAUUUUCGGAAUGAUUUGAUUUGACAAACUUUAAUAAGUUUCAAGUUAUUAAGUGAUAAAUUCAUUAAAAUUCAUUUAUUCAUAAAAAAAAACAAAAAGGAAAUAUACUUGUUUGUUUAUUGUUAUUUUAUAAUUAUUCCAUCAAUCUAGUUUUAUUUUAGUUUUAAAUUAUAUCAAGUGGCAUUAACACAUUUAUUAUUGUAAAAGUGCCAUUUCUUUAUAAUUUAACUGUUUUUUUUAUUUAUACGGCUUUUCGGAAAAUAAAACAAUAAUUUUUUUGUU
Messenger RNA from Anthonomus grandis grandis, 5182 nucleotides. RefSeq names its product inositol hexakisphosphate kinase 1 (gene Ip6k). The transcript is spliced from 9 exons. Gene Ontology annotation, cellular component: nucleus; cytoplasm. The record is from RefSeq and is a predicted model, not a curated record. Gene Ontology annotation, molecular function: inositol hexakisphosphate kinase activity. Bases 579 to 2339 code for a protein of 586 amino acids. NCBI's taxonomy places the organism in Eukaryota, Metazoa, Arthropoda, Insecta, Coleoptera, Curculionidae. Gene Ontology annotation, biological process: phosphatidylinositol phosphate biosynthetic process; inositol phosphate biosynthetic process.